Molecule: messenger RNA, 885 nt
Organism: Nelumbo nucifera (sacred lotus)
Lineage: Eukaryota; Viridiplantae; Streptophyta; Magnoliopsida; Proteales; Nelumbonaceae
Product: Profilin family protein
Molecular function (GO): actin binding
Source: RefSeq, a predicted model, not a curated record
CGAACUGGUUUACAAAACGGUCUAACUUCAUCGGAGCCAAAGCGAACCAGAAGAAUAGCAGGUUGAGCUGACACAAUCUCUGAACCUUAUACCGUUGUACGUCCAAACACACACACAUUGGCGCUGGUGAAGAGCCAUGACGGAUUGGGCUUUCGCACAUAGAGUUUGGGAGAAAUGGGCAUCUAAUAACGUGGGUUCAUCUGGUGAGAAACUUCGAGCUUCAGAAAUGCCCUGUUGCUAUCUUUACGUGGACAAACAAGAGAGAGCUGAACAGCUUCAAAAUUUGCAGAUCAUUUAUGCUGGCAGAGCAGAGCAACAUGGGAUAAAAGCCAAGCCUGUUGAGCUGGGCCCAUUUAUUGACUUCAUCAAACGGAACAAUCUACAAGGGGAAUGCUUCUUCAUAGGUCAAAAUCAAUAUAUGAUCACAUCAAUUCAUGAGAACUGGUUCUGUGCAAGGUGCGUGAAUACCCAAAAACCUGCUGGUGAAGGCGUUAUAGUCAUGCAGACGACAGCAUUUCUGUUAGUUGCAUUGUAUGAUGGCUCAAUUGGUUCUGCAUCCCGUGCCAUGGUGGUGAUUGAUCAAUUUGCAUGGCAGUUGGGUCGUAAAAAUCUCUAGUCUAGCAUUCCAUGGUGCUGCAACAUUCAAUUCUAACUUGUAAUUUUAAUGAACCACACACUGAUUAGAAAAUCUACCUAUAAGCAGGGUCCUUAAUUUUUUUUUGUAUUGUUUGUCUUUUAAUAUCGUGUGUAGGUAUCAAGUGCAGAAAUGAAAUAAAGACUUUUUACCUAUCCAUGUAGGUAUCAAGUGCAUCUGUGCUGGACAUAGCUUGUGGCCAUAAUUGCCAUUAGCAGGAAUUUCCAAUUUACACAUACUGUGCAUGCUAA